Molecule: messenger RNA, 1962 nt
Organism: Siniperca chuatsi (mandarin fish)
Lineage: Eukaryota; Metazoa; Chordata; Actinopteri; Centrarchiformes; Sinipercidae
Gene: pigw
Product: phosphatidylinositol glycan anchor biosynthesis, class W
Exons: 2
Coding region: 295-1788 (497 amino acids)
Biological process (GO): protein localization to plasma membrane; GPI anchor biosynthetic process
Cellular component (GO): membrane; endoplasmic reticulum
Molecular function (GO): glucosaminyl-phosphatidylinositol O-acyltransferase activity
Source: RefSeq, a predicted model, not a curated record
GAAACGCAAAUCACGGGUAGGUUGGAAGUUGCCAGAAAUCCGAGCUGUCGUGAAUACGUCAUUGGACCGAAUACGGAAGUAAGCGUAGGAGCUGCAGGAGCUAUAUUGUAGGCAUCAUAGUUGGGCCGGGACGUCAAGCAACUGUAAAUAGUUAUGCUGUAAAACAGGUAUUUUGUGUAUCUGCAUUUCCCACGAAGAACAGAAAAAGCUGUAGUGACUGAUAAGCAGACACACAACUCCCUUGUGGACGUUAUUCAACGUCGUAGAGAACUUCAUUUGACUGCAUUCGUGGCCAUGUCUCAGAGAGAACUGAAGGAAGCGUUUGUCAGUAAUCUCAAUGGGACCAGUCUGCAGGAGGUGGCACUGGGCUCAUUUCUCACCCCACUGUGCCUCAUCAACAGAGGACUGUUUUUGAUCCUCUACCAUCUGGCCAAAGGGACUCUUCCGCUGCCACUUCCGCUGAUUUGUCACCUGCUUCUAGACUUCUCCGUGCUUAUUCUUCCCCUCGUCCUGUCAUGCACCGUUCUGAGCAGCGUUCUUCACCAGGUCAUCCUGAGCCUAACCUUUGUUUCGGCUUGUGCGUUUUACUACAUCUACCGUAUCAACAGUCAUCCUCCUGCUCGGCACCCACAGAACACUGUCAGCACCUUCCUUCAGAGUCACGUUCAAGUCGACCAGGUUCCCUUUGUGACUAUCUUUCGAGUGUUUGUAAAUGUGAAAACAGCCAUCAGCAUUCUUGCCGUAGAUUUUAGUGUCUUCCCAAGGCGAUAUGCUAAAACAGAAACCUAUGGGACAGGUGUUAUGGACUUUGGAGUUGGAGCGUAUGUCUUUGCAAAUGCCCUUGUCUGUCCAGAGGCGCGGAGGAAGAACAUCUCAGGAUCCAAGAUGAAUCAUAUCACAAAGCAGCUCCUGGCUGUCUGGCCCCUGGUUGUUCUUGGUAUGGGAAGGCUAGUGAGUGUCAAAAUGACUGGCUACCAGGAGCAUGUGACAGAAUAUGGCGUCCACUGGAAUUUCUUCUUCACACUAGCCAUUGUCAGAGUUGUGGCUUCUAUGCUUUUGACUGUUGUACCAGCCAGUCAGUCGUGGGUCUUUGCCCUUCUGAUCAGUGGAUUUUAUCAGUUCACUCUGGAGACAUCAGGGCUGAAGGCUUUCAUUAUCCACAACAACGACAGAGAAAAAGAUUUUCUGCAUGCUAACAAGGAGGGUAUAUUCUCUGUAGUGGGCUAUGUAGCCAUCUACAUGGCAGGAGUUCAGGUUGGACUCUAUGUGAUGCAACCAAGAUCCCAGGUUAGACAGUGGCUCAAAGCACUUUUUAACCUCUUGUUGGGAAGUUUUGUCCUGUAUGCUGCUUUGUGCACAUGUCAGACACUCGUGGAGCCAGUGUCUCGCUGCUUAGCUAAUUUACCCUUCUGCCUGUGGAGUGUUGCUCAGUCGUUGUUUUUUAUGUCCUGCCUUGGUAUAGCUGAUAUGGUUUUACUGUUUUCUAAAAGUACAUCGGGCUGUCACUUUGUGCCCACAUCAUGGAAUUUGUAUAAAAAACAAUCAGACUCAGUCUCUGACAAAAAGACAAGUGAAAUAGAAAGACACUGCCUUGUUCAAGCUGUCAGCAGGAAUCAGUUGUUAUUUUUCUUGCUUGCAAAUGUGAUGACAGGAUUGACCAACUCCAUAGUGGACACACUUAGUUGUAGCAGUUUAUUAUCAGUGUGUGUUUUGCUGUCGUACAUGUUCAUUAAUUGCUUUGUAAUAUAUGUUCUACAUCUUUGUGGAAUUACAGUAAAAUUCUGGUGAAAUUACAAGGUUCAUUUGUGUAUUUUGUGGGGCUGACGUGACAGGCAUUGAAAUUCAGGACAAUUAACUGGGAAGAUUUAAUGUUAUAAGAAAAUAUGAUCUGUAAUGCUGAAGAUACUAUUGUACAUGAUAUGUUUAUUUAUGCAAAUAAAUAAAUGUCUUGAUAAAAUGGCA